Nothobranchius furzeri (turquoise killifish) is the source of this 8187-nucleotide messenger RNA. RefSeq names its product phosphodiesterase 8B (gene pde8b). Lineage: Eukaryota; Metazoa; Chordata; Actinopteri; Cyprinodontiformes; Nothobranchiidae. The record is from RefSeq and is a predicted model, not a curated record. Gene Ontology annotation, biological process: signal transduction. Gene Ontology annotation, molecular function: 3',5'-cyclic-AMP phosphodiesterase activity.
GAUGACAUAACGUAGGUGAUGGAGGAACGAGAGGGAGGAGAGAGGGAGAUGGAGCGCAGCCAAUCAUCAGCCAGCAGAGUAACUCAAGAGCAGACUCGGAGGAGGUUUCAUUGAGACACUUUCUCUCUACAAGCCGCGAUCAGAGGAUGAAGGCAAAGCCGGAUAUGAAGCAGCAGGCAGGUGGUUGGCUCCAUUUGAGCUAUUAAUUCUGCUCAUUAGUUCUGGAGCUUCCAUUGAUGCGCAGGCGGCUGGUCCAGCGCGUCAUCAGCGGGGUCUGGGCAGAUUAGAGCUCGGAAAACACGCUGCCCCCCAAAACAUGACAGCGACACUGAAGGUUGUGGACUAAGGCAGCGAUCCAUGGGCCGCAGGACCCAAGUAACCACCCACAUCUCACGGCGAUCUCCUUCAUGUUCUCUAACGGAGGUGUGCGGAGGAGAGAGCGAUUCUGGCCCGCAGCCGAUGCCGGUGAGCAGGGAGCAGUGGUCGGCAGGAAGGUGGUACCCAAGUGUCGCUGUUUACUACCCGGGAUCAGGCUGAGGGAUGGGCUGCGCUCCCAGCAUCCACGUCUCUCAGAGCGGGGUGAUCUACUGCCGAGACUCGGACGAAUCCAACUCCCCGCACCAGACCACCACCAUCUCCCAGGGCAACGCGGCCACUCUGCACGGGCUCUUCAUCAAGACCGAUGCGGCCGAGACCAUCCCGUCCGUCAUCACCUACCAGAGCCGGCAGGCGCGCAACAGUACGCACCGGGACUGCAAGGAGAACAGCGGGGGACAGGUCCGCAUCGAGGCCGAGACGCAGACCAGCCACACCAGCUUCAAGGUUUCAGCCACAGAAGAGUGUGUAGGACCCAUGAGACUGACCAAGGAGCCAAUUCAGGUCCUGUUGGUUUUUGCCAAGGAGGACAGCCAGAGUGACGCCUUCUGGUGGGCCUGCGAUCGCGCUGGCUUCAGGUGUAACAUAGCACGCACACCUGAGUCUGCCAUUGAGUGUUUCCUGGACAAACACCAUGAGAUCAUUGUUAUCGAUGGACGCCACUCACGCUACUUUGAGCCUGAAAAAGUUUGCCGGAUGAUCCGCGCCACAAAGCCUGGAGAAAACACAGUUGUUCUAGCUGUUUUGCCACAAAAACUGCCUGACCAAGAGGAGCCAUCUGUUCUUCCUCUCCUGUGUGCUGGAUUUAGCCGAAGGUUUGUGGAAAACAGCAGUGUGUCUGCAUGCUACAAUGAGCUCAUACAGAUAGAACACGGAGAGGUGCGCUGCCAGUUCAAACUCAGGGCUUGCAACUCUGUCUUUACUGCUUUGGAGCACUGCCAAGAGGCUGUGGAAAUCACCAGUGAGGACCACAUAAUUCAGUAUGUGAAUCCAUCAUUCGAGAGAAUGAUGGGCUACCACAAGGGAGAGCUGAUUGGGAAAGAACUGACUGAACUUCCCAAAAGUGACAAGAACAGAGCGGACCUGCUGGACACGAUCAACACCUGCAUUAAAAAAGGAAAAGAAUGGCAAGGAAUUUACUAUGCCAGAAAGAAGUCAGGCGACAGCAUUCAACAGGAUGUGAAAAUAGUGCCUGUCAUCGGCCAAGGAGGAAAAAUUCGACACUUCGUGGCCAUUAAGAGACCUCGAAUGGACAACAACAAUCAGAUCCACAAGUUGAACAAGGAAGAGAAAUAUGGCGGGGACCAUUUUCAGUCAGCUCCAAGUUUACAGAAUCGCAGAUACUCAUCUGUUGCCAGGAUUCAUUCGAUGACUAUUGAGGCUCCAAUCACAAAGGUAAUAAACAUCAUCAACGCAGCCCAGGAGAGCAGUCCGGUAACAGUAGCUGAGGCUCUAGAUCGCGUGUUGGAGAUCCUGAGGACCACCGAGCUCUACUCCCCUCAGCUCGCCUCCAAAGACGACGACCCCCACACCAACGACCUGGUUGGGGGGCUCAUGAGUGACGGACUACGUCGACUCUCUGGGAAUGAAUAUGUUUUUAACAAAAAUUUGAGCCAGAGCCAGUUGGCCAUCCCAGUCACUUUAAACGACAUUCCUCCAUCCAUCGCUGAGAUGCUGAAUGAUGAGGAACACUGGGAAUUCAACAUCCUGGAGCUGGAGGCAGCCACACACAAAAGACCUUUGACUUACCUUGGGUUGAAGAUCUUCACAACCUUCGGAGUGUGUGACUUCCUGAACUGCUCUGAGGCAACACUGCGCUCCUGGCUGCAGCUCAUCGAGGCCAACUAUCACUCCUCCAACUCCUACCACAACUCCACGCACGCUGCAGACGUUCUGCAUGCCACGGCCUACUUCCUACGCAAAGAAAGAGUCAAGAGCCAUCUGGAACAGCUGGAUGAGGUGGCGGCUCUGAUAGCAGCCACAGUCCACGACGUGGACCACCCAGGCAGGACCAACUCCUUCCUGUGUAAUGCAGGAAGUGAACUGGCCAUCCUUUACAACGACACGGCCGUGCUGGAGAGCCACCAUGCAGCCCUCGCCUUCCAGCUCACCGUCCGGGACAGCAAGAGCAACAUCUUCAAGAACAUCGACAGGAAUCAGUUUCGAACGUUGCGACAGGCAAUCAUUGACAUGGUUCUGGCCACAGAAAUGACUCGACACUUUGAGCAUGUCAGCAAGUUUGUCAACAGCAUCAACAAACCCAUAGCAGCCAUAGAAGAGACCAGCACAAGUAGUGUGAACAGCGACUACGAGAGCCAGACCAACAUCAGAAACUCUCCGGAGAACCGCCUGCUGAUCAAGCGGAUGCUGAUCAAGUGUGCGGAUGUGGCGAACCCCUGCAGGCCACUAGAGCUCUGCAUUGAGUGGGCUGGACGGAUCUCAGAGGAGUACUUUGCACAGACAGAUGAGGAGAAAAGACAAGGGCUGCCCGUGGUGAUGCCAGUAUUUGACAGGAACACCUGCAGCGUGCCCAAAUCUCAGAUCUCCUUCAUAGACUACUUCAUCACAGAUAUGUUUGACGCCUGGGAUGCCUUCGCCAGCCUCCCUAAUUUGAUAGAACACCUGUCGGAGAACUACAACUACUGGAAGAACUUGGACGAGAGGAAGUGUAAGAGCCUGCGUCCUCCUCCUCCAUCCUGACCUCCAUCUCCUCUUUACAUCCACCACUCGGAGCAAACUCUGGAGGCACAGCUGCUUCGGAACGAUUUCCCGCCGUGACUUUAAAGAGCUCUGUUCCCUCCCAGCUAUUCCCGGUGAGAAAAGCACGCUGGCAUUAGGACUGAGAGGAGACGUCAGUGACUGAUGAACAAUGAGGCGCUCUCUCCAGUGUUCCUGUGAACUUUUAGCAGAACGUGACGUUCUGCCGGCAGAGAACAGGUGUGUUAUCUGGAGGCUUUAUGGAGCUCUGUGGACCUCACGGCUCACCUGACAAUCUACCAUACAGUACCACAAACCUGCACUUUAGCUAAUCGAGACAUUUUGAUUAGGAGUUCCAUUUUGCUGUUUGCUUUUCACACUUUAUUUUCCUAUUUGUGAGCUUUUUGCAAAAGAAUUGCUUGAAUGGAGGGAGGCAAAAGCCAGACGCUCUUCUGCAGGUGCUCAGCUUGAACUAAGCUGUGUGAGACACGAACAGAAUAUCUACAAGCCCAGUCCCUAAUAUCCCUGUGCAGGACGAACAUGUUGGAUGGAGUCGCAGCCACUACACGGGUUUCAUAUGUUUUCAACAAAGGUGAUAAAGAAGGGCUGCUCUUAGCAGAAAAUGCUGUAUUUUAAAGUUAUGUAGCUAAAAAAAAUAGGUCAUAAAACAUCUCACCUUGUUACUUUGAGUUUCUUACACAGCCACAUCUUUUGUGCACUGCAAAAGCAUCAGCUGAACAAAUACUGUUGCACUGUAUUAGAGCUUUUUAGUCAUCGGGUUUAAUUCAGAGCUUUGGGACACAAACUGUAGACACACACACACACACACACAAAGAAGAAAUAGAGCCUAUUCAAACUUUAAAUGUCUAAAGUGAUCCAGUUUGGAGAUGCUAGAGAAGAAGACUUGGACCUCAUAGAGGUCAGAACAAAGUUUGGUGUUUUGUUUCAGCUCCUACGUGGUUUUUAUUUCGGCAGAUGCUGAAAAAACGUCUCAUCCUUCAGUCACUGAGCACAUGAUUUAAACUGCUUUUAUUUUUAUAUAAACAAAAGCAUUUGCAAUUAGUUUGACGAGUACGCACCCCCCCCGGUGGCAAAACAUUGGACAAAGAAUCUGACGCAGGUUUUAUUGGUUUUCUUUGUUUGGAAAUGAAAUAAGAAAUCCUGAAAGUCACUUUCUGGUUUAGAACUUGGAUUGGAUGAUUCACCAGGCCAUGGAUUAUUGUCAUCUUUUAAAUAAGUCAGCAUCAGUCUGGCCUGGUUAACAGGCUGGAACAUCACAUCCAGGGGUGCCUUUGGGGACCCAAAAGGACGCAGAAAGGAACGUUAUGAUAACUUCUAAGUGACCGUCCUUUCUACGCUACAGCACAAACUCUGCAACGUUUCUUGUUCUUCAUGAAAACAUAAAAAAGAAAAUAGCCUGAAAAGGAUGUGCAGACUAGCCUGGCCUGCCCGACUCGUCCUCUGUUUAAUUCUACACAGAGAACUAUUCCCAUAAGGAAGCAUGGGGGUGGCUGGCCAGGCUAUGUGCAGACCUGGGCAGAGUUAGAAGUUAUGAUUCUAAUUAGACAAGAUGAGUGUUUGUUUUCCUUUCUGUCAUAUUUAAGCUAAUCUGAUUUCAUUCCUUGUUUCCCGGAGGAUCUCCACAGAUUAUGCUGCUGCUUUAAACGCUGGAUGUGCGUUUUGUGUCCUGAUCCUGCGGUCCAGUUGAAUAACGGCUGGUUCUCCAGAGAAAACGCUUCAUUUCUGGUUGUCUUGAAUAGUUUUUGUUGCCGUUUUGUAGGUUUGCUAAAAGCAUUCAUCCUUUCUUCUAAAAUCUUAAAGACCAAGUUCACUAGGAAACCGUUUUUGUUCCUUUUAAAUACGAUCAGUCACUCUGAGUUUAAUGAACGUGGAAACAGUCUUCUGCCCCGUUUCCUGCAUUAGCCGCUGAUAGAAAAUAGACGAGUCAGAAAGUCACGCAAAUCUACGUCACACUAAAAAGUAGCACUGAUGGACUCACCCAUCUAGACUCACGACGGGGAAGGCUGUUGUUGAUUUAGCGUCCGGGAAACAGCAGAGAACGUCUCAGCUAGUAGAAGCUAAUGUUAGCAUUCGCAGCUCCGCCACACAGCAGAACACCUUCAGGCUUGUGUUAUAUGUGGAGAUAAAACAACGUUGCAAAGCAAACAGUCAGCAGUAGAGUUGUGUUGCUGUUAGCCAAUCAGAGGCGAGACAUGCGAAGCUCAGGAAAAAGGACACCAAAUCCUGCCGUCUUCUGCUCCUUCAGACUUAUAGUUCCUGAAACAGGAGCACCAGAGCUUUUGUCCCCACAGAGAUAAACGCGCGGAGCAUUCAGGAAUACUAGAGACCACUGCAUUACAUGUCUAACUCUGCUCAGGCUUAUUUUGUGUUUUCAUGGAAUUUCCAAGUGAUCCCAAAAGCGGUGUGGAGGUAGUAACGGCCAGAGGUGUUGACUCGAGUCACAUGACUUGGACUCGAGUCAGACUCGAGUCAUUAUUUUAAUGACAUCUGACUUGACUUGAUCAAAUCUAUAAAGACUUACGACUUGACUCAGACUUGAAAGCCAAUGAUUUGCAACUUGAAUCGACUUGCAUUUGUUGACUUGAUGAUGACUUGAGCAUAUUUGAUAUUUUAGCGCAAAAGUGGCACGACAUGGACAAAAAUCAUAAAUCAUUCUUGGUUCUGGGUUAGAUCUUGUUCUGCUAAAUGCAGCAGCACUUUGUUUAUAAUCAGUUUCAGUUGCACUUUCUGCUUUGAGCAAAUAAAUGAAGCUUUAAGCUUUAUUUCUGGAUUUUAUUUAUUAUCAUUAUCGUUAAAUUGAAGUUGGACAGAUGACUUGAAUAUGACUUGAAAAUUCAAAGUUAAGGACUUGGACUUGACGGACUUCCACAUAAUUGACUUUGGACUCGACUUGGACUUGAUUGUCUUUGACUUGGACUUGACUCAAGACUUGACUGGAAAGACUUGUAUCUUACUUGUGACUUGCAAAGCAGUGACUUGGUCACACCUCUGGUAACGGCUUUCGUUUUUAAACUCUAGACGGUUGAGUAAAAGGUACUCGUAGGUACCCGCCAACCUUGAACAAGUCGGUAUUUUGUGUAUAACUAACUGGUGUAGUUACAGGUAACGAUCUGGUUUGUAUACAAGCCGUUGGGUCUUGCUAUGGCGUCAGUCAUUGACUCUCAUACUGGUCAACCUUUAGAAGACACAGACUUUUGCAUCCUAAGAUCUCUCAGGUCACUCUAAGAAAAUGGCAGGUGGUCAGUGGGUAAAUUAUUGUUGUCAUGAGAUUUAGACUUAUUGUCUCAAGUGUCCACGUCCAGGAGUGACUUGAUCCCUAAGUCACAUCACAGUAUUAAUCCAAGGCACAUAGAGCCCCUGACAGGUGCCUUAAUUCUCCAUCAUCACUGAAACGCUUUAUUUUAUUUGGCUUCUUUACUUUUUAUAAAAAGAUAAUAAUAGUAAGAAGAGAAGCCAUAUGUGUUUUAAUAAUAUUCGUCGUCGUCGUCGUCUUCCUCCGCUUAUCUGUGUCCGGGUCGCGAGGGCAGCAUCCGAACUAGGGAGCUCCAGACCAUCCUCUCCCCGGCCACCUCCACCAGCUCCUCCGGCAGGACCCCAAGGCGUUCCCGGACCAGAUUGGAGAUGUAACCUCUCCAACGUGUCCUGGGUUGACCCGGGGGCCUCCUGCCGGCAGGACAUGCCCGAAACACCUCCCCAGGGAGGCGUCCAGGAGGCAUCCUGACCAGAUGCCCAAACCACCUCAACUGAUUCCUUUCGAUCCGGAUGAGCAGCGGUUCUACUCCGUGUCCCUCCCGAAUGUCCAAGCUCGUCACCCUAUCUCUAAGGUUGAGCCCGGCCACCGUACGGAGGAAACUCAUUUCGGCCGCUUGUAUCCGCAAUUUUGUUUUCGGUCAUUACCCAAAGCUCAUGACCAUAGGUGAGGAUUGGGACGUAGAUCGACCGAUAAAUGGAGAGCCUGGCUUUCUGGCUCAGCUCCCUCUUCACCACGACAGAUCGGCUCUGCGUCCGCAUCACUGCAGACGCCGAACCAAUCCGCCUGUCGAUCUCCCGAUCCCUCCUACCCUCACUCGUGAACAAGACCCCGAGAUAUUUAAACUCCUCCACUUGAGGUAGGACCUCUCUCCCGACCCGGAGUUGGCAAGCCACCCUUUCCAGGUCGAUAUAAUAUUUUGCUUUUAAAUGGUUUUAGGUUGUUUUUUGUCUUAGAAGUCUGGAUAUUUCCGUCUGUUGGGUGAAACGGAGGGCAUCCAGAUGUGCUCCACAGCUGGUAUUAGUUUCAGAUAAUUUAGGAGAUAGAACCGCUCACAUCUGUGUUCACUGUAGCUAUGUAGUCACUUUAUAGAUGAUCACAGUCUUAAGAAACGCCUUAAUCCUCUCACCUGUCCCUGUCUUGGUCUGCUUUCUGCUGCAGAACACUAAAAACUACCUGCUGUUCUUGUAAAUGCUCUGCCAACACUGCUUUGCUUUUUGUCACGUCACUUGAAUGUUAAAUGUUGUUGAUUUCUGGAAUAUUUCAGGGCCCGUGACUCGAAACGCGGCUCCGGCUCUGAAUGUUUUGCGGCUGCCGAUCACGGAGAGGAUUUUUUUGCUAGUCCGUAACUCAGAUUUCUAUAACUGAAGAGAUUUUUACAGAUUCCAGAUGAACGUGUAGGACAGCCAUGCCUUUUCUGCUCGCAGCCAUGACUGGAACAUGGCAGCCGGUCGCUUUAAGCCUUGCUCCGUGCCCGCUGAGGCAGAACCACACAGUCCAGCUGUUGGUGACAUCACAAGCCUUCAUCUGUAACACCGACGGCCCACAACGUGCCAAUUCUGUGUUUUGUAUCAUUUCUAAACAGGAGAAGAAGAAAAACAAUCAGAAAGAUUUAAAACGAGUAAAAAAGUAUAUAUUUUUAAGAAAAGAUGUAUGAUUACUGGUCAUGACAACGAUCCCAAGUGUUUUUAAAAGAUGUCACUGCCUCGAGCGUAGGAGCUCUAACAGCUUGAUGCUCGUUCCCGUACUCUGCCGUUUCCACGUUACGUCUUAUUGUUUGGAUGUUUUCUGUCAAACACUAAAAUGUAUGGUGAGGGAUGAAUAAAGCAUUAUUAUUGUUUAAA